Messenger RNA from Sphaeroforma arctica JP610, 735 nucleotides. RefSeq lists its product as hypothetical. The record is from RefSeq and is a predicted model, not a curated record. The transcript has 2 exons. Bases 1 to 735 code for a protein of 244 amino acids. Lineage: Eukaryota; Ichthyosporea; Ichthyophonida.
AUGGCCAUCGAACAGUUAUCACUUACAUAUUAUCAUGGAAGGGGAUACCUUAAGAAUGCACAAAUCUCCGGCCUCGAUGAGGCAUGGAGCUUGCAGUGGUUUUAUAAAGUGCUGAAUCAUUUUAAGGCGGGACAGUCGACACUCGACUAUAUCAAGGCUAACCAUCAGCAAUUGGUAGCACGGACUCCUGAGUUACAGAUAACUCAGAUAUGCUCGCAUGAGAUCCAAGCAAUCGUGGACCCAACCUUCCGCAAGCUCGCCAAGAGACACGCCAAGCUGGCCAACGUACCAAUAAUGGAACAAACGACUUACUUGAUUGAAAACCGCCGUCGUGUCCGCGAACGUUGUCAGACGGACGCUGAGUUUCAGCAGAACCUAUUGAACCAUUGCAUAGUGCAUCUAUUGGAAGUGACUUUGGAUUUACACCCAUGCAAGCGCACGCUACAGCUACGCCCGAAAUGGGCAGCGCCAAACACAAACCUGGCAGCAACAACCUCAAGCGCCGACAACUACAACAUGCAUCGGUUGUCAUACACAGGCCCCACCAGAUCCGCGCCACAUCGUGCGAUGCCACAAUUAUCGAGUAUCGGCCUAAUGGGGCAGGUGACAAUCGCACGCGAUCUCAGAAGCAGGGGCGGCAAUUCCGCGAUGCAGCAGCGGCCCAACGUACAUCCACCGCACAUAUACCAGGGCCAGGUCAGGGAAACGGCCCGGCCAGACAUGCCCUUGCAGUGA